This is a messenger RNA of Mytilus trossulus (common blue mussel), 1486 nucleotides long. RefSeq lists its product as uncharacterized. The record is from RefSeq and is a predicted model, not a curated record. The coding region runs from base 17 to 1486 and encodes 489 amino acids. The transcript is spliced from 3 exons. Lineage: Eukaryota; Metazoa; Mollusca; Bivalvia; Mytilida; Mytilidae.
UAAACUUUUUAAUAAAAUGGCCGAUAGAAAGUCGACCACGAGUUAUUUUUCCAAGAUCUGUGGCCAAAAUGUCAAGGUCAAAGCAGACACUGCCGAAUGGAAUAUUUCAUACUCUGGUGGUAGAUUAUUCACAUGUCAGCCAAUCACAGCCGGCCAAACAAUUGUUUUCAACCUCUUUGGCAGUGGACAUGUAGAGUUUGGUCUUUUUUGCAAAGAUCCUGAAGAACUUAUGAAUGUUUCUUCCAUUGAAAAUCAAAAUGAAUUCAAGUAUUUACAGACCACCAGAGUACAUAAAAUUGGUGGGAAAAUACACGUGGUCUGUUCAGAGGACGGCUCAAAAGUAACGUUCAGGCGAGACAAUCAGGAAUGUUGUUCUAACAUAGAUGUUGACAAUAAGACGUGGAUAACAGCCAAUCUUGUGUUUGGUAACAUAACCGCUCAAAUAGAAAACCCAUAUAUGUGUUUCCACCGGGUAAAAGGAGAAAAUGUCAAUCUAACAGAAACCAAGUCUAAGGCCAAUUUAAAGACAGUCAACCCAUCAACAGUUUGUUAUAUUCCACACCGCCUUCGUACUAAUGACCAACUCCAAUUACAUCUAACGCCAGUCAAAUUUGAUGGCAGGCCACCUAGUGUUUAUUUUGUCAAAAUGGCGGUCAGUGAAUAUGACCCAGAAAUAUUCAUGAACAAUUUAAAACCAAUCCACUGUUUGGAAGACCUACCGGUAACUAUUAUACCACCAGAAGUUUGUUCCUCAGAAGGGGAUAUACAUGUGGAAAUAUGUGACAAUAAAGUAAUUACGAAACAAAGAAGUUUACCGGAAGUUGUCGCAAACACGGGCAUCGAUAUAUCCCGAGGUUUCUAUUGUUUGUUCGAGCUUUAUCGUGUAAAGCUGUCGUGUCUUAGAAUUGGACCAGCAUUAGAGUCAAACUUUUCUUCGCAAAAUAUACCCAGUUCUAAUCUUAAUGGACUCACACAUAGUAAUUUAACCAACGGAUUGAACCAAGAAAACAGUCAUAGUGUAACAGGAACAAAAUCCGAAAGCCAGAAAGAGAAAUUUGAUCAAAUAUUUGAUAUAAUCGAAGCACUUGAAAAAGAACACUGUGAUAAGUUAGAGAUAAGAGAAGACUUUGAAUGCGUGAAAUGUAGACUAUCCGAAAUCAAAAACAAAUUGAGCUCAUCGUCAAUAGUCCAUACUCAAAUUCCGGAAAGUGAAAUAGCGAUGAAAAUUAGAGAAAAUUAUUCUCGACUUUUGAUAUGCAUUGAUCCAUUGACAUUAUCGGACCAUCUUUUUCAAGAGAACAUGAUAUCUUUUGAUAAUCACCAGCACGUGCGAAACAAGUGGCAAGUAGACCCAACAAAUGCCAAACGAGACUUACUGGCAAUGUUGAUGGUCCGUAAAUUGGAUAAGCACGUGCUCAGGAAAGUGUUGACAAAUUGUAAACAGGAACAUGUUCAUGAUAUUCUUUUUCCAGAAAAUGCAAUGUAA